Molecule: messenger RNA, 1275 nt
Organism: Triticum turgidum subsp. durum (durum wheat)
Lineage: Eukaryota; Viridiplantae; Streptophyta; Magnoliopsida; Poales; Poaceae
Source: the annotation of a GenBank genome assembly
AUGCCUCUAGGAUGCACCAUGGUUCAUUACAAGUUCCCAUGCCCGGUUUUAUCCAACGGGCGUGGAAACUCGAUUCGACAUCUUCACCUCAGCCGGUGCGCCUUCCAUCCCACGGCCGGGCUUGGUUGCUUGACAAGGCUGUUUCUGUUGGAGGUGCGCAUCACGGGAGAUGAGUUAGGGCACCUUCUGUCCAAUUCUCUUGCUAUGGAAGAGUUGUGUCUCAAUAGUUGUGAUACGAUAAUUCGCCUCAAGAUAUCUUGCCUGCUAAAUCGGUUCAGCUGCCUGUCAGUGUUUCAUUGCAAGUCUCUGGAAGUGAUAGAGAAUAGAGCUCCAAAUCUUUGCUUUGUUCGCAUUGAUGGCGCCGUAGAGAAACUUCCGAUUGGAGAUUUAUUGCAAAUGAAGAGACUACACAUGUUGGAUUACUACGAAUAUGACAUUGUUCAUGAUGCUCGUUCCAAGCUUCCAUUCAUUAUGCCAAAUCUUGAAACCCUCAACCUAUCUUCGGCUGGAGAGGUAUAUUCUCAAACUUUAGUUUUCCCAUUAUUGUUUUUGCAAGGAUGGCUAGCAGUAGAUUUGAUUGUCAGAGACAGGUGUUGUUUCAUAUAUAUAACAGCAGUCGUGCCAUUGAAUAUGUUUAACCUUUUUAAGGGAAGAAAGUACGUAACCAAUAUCUAUAUGCAGAUGUUCAAUACGCCAAUUUUAGCUGUCAAAUUCCUCUUCCUGAAGAACCUGAAGAUUGAUCUUAAUGAUGGACAGAUGGGGGGCUUUUCCCCAUCCUAUGAUUAUUUUUCCCUAGCUUAUUUCCUGGAUGCUUGUCCUGUCCUGGAGAAGUUUGUCUUGGGUGUAUCACAGACUCGAGUAAAGCAUGAAUUGAUUUCUGAUGGAGACUUGAACAUGAGACAGAUGCCAGGACAUCUCCAUUGCAGCGUCAAGAAUGUCAGGAUAAUGGGCUUCUGCUCUGCAAAGAGCAUGGUCGAACUAACCUACCAUAUUCUUGAGAAUGCAACCUCGCUCGAGCGCCUUACGCUGGACACCAUAUACGACAAUAGUAGUUAUGGAGAUGCUGAAAGGUCUUGUGUCGGGAAAAUAGGUGAAUGCAACCCGAAAAGCAGGAGUAUGAUCAUGCACGCCCACAAAGGGCUGGGGGUUAUUGAUAAAUAUAUCGUGGACAAAGUUCCCUCCACGGUUCAGUUGAGUGUGAAGAAGCUCUGCAGCCGUUGCCAUAAAAUUAAGUCCAAGGGGUUUAGGUAUGAGUAUCGGACUACCACUCCCUAG